Messenger RNA from Heterocephalus glaber (naked mole-rat), 8488 nucleotides. RefSeq names its product KIAA0753 ortholog. The record is from RefSeq and is a predicted model, not a curated record. Lineage: Eukaryota; Metazoa; Chordata; Mammalia; Rodentia; Bathyergidae. Gene Ontology annotation, biological process: centriole replication; protein localization to centrosome. Gene Ontology annotation, cellular component: centriolar satellite; microtubule organizing center.
UGGGAAGGAGAGAAAGGCUGCGAGAGCGGGAGCUGAGUGUGUGAGUGCUUGCGUGGAGCAGUGUAGGGGGCCGGAUGAUAAAACGGAAAGUGCCCCGGGUCUACGUUGCCAAAGGGAAUUGUCCUGGAGCUAUGAGUAGGGCGACUGGCCCCGGGGCCUUACUGAGGCCGAGCCGGGGCGAGUUAGCGGCGAAGAUACCGGGUCACUGUGUAGGGCCCAGCAGGUCCGGGCUGCCGUGGGGAAGGAGAUGGGGUACAGGGGCAUCCCGAGGCUGUGGAGCUAGGCGCAGGGCGAGGUCUUCAAUAUGGAAAACGUGGCGUAAGAGUGCAGAAAGGCUGCAGGACUGUCAGCGACUGUGGAGGAAGAGGCAGGCUGCGGAGAUUGCCGACGCAGCUGGGGAGAACGAGACUCUGGGGACGCCUGGGACUGCAGGCUCCAUUGAGGCUGCAAGGGAUCCCAAGGCUGUGUGGGUGAACGGUGCUGUGGGCGAGCCUGAGGUGGUGGGGCCUGCUGGGUCUGUGUGGGUGACUAGAUCUGAGGAAGAGGAGGCAGACGAUAGCAAUCCCCGGGCCUCUGAAAAAGGUCGCCCGAGGGCCAUGGGGCAUGAGAGCAUUCUGGAACUGUGGUUAAAGGUACAGGCUAUGAGGGCCGCUUCAGGAUGUGGGGUAGGAAGUAGAGUGGAACUCCAUCCUAUGCCUGCAGGAGAAGGGCCAGUCGAAAAGGGUAUCCCUGGCCGAGCCUCCUGGGUAGAAACAAGCCGAGGCGGAGUCACGGGACCGUGGGUGAGAGGACAGGUUAGGGCAUUCCCCCAGGUCUCAGGACUGUCCACAGCCACGGGGUUAGGGCCAGGUAGUGAGAGAGCCUCAGGCUCCUGUGGGCACAGACAGGCUGGGAAGGUGCCUCCUCCUGUAGUUGAUCCUGGAGCUAUGGAAGAGUUAGGCUGUGCGCUUAUCUCAAGUCCUUGGGAAGGACCCCAGAUUGUAGGGCAGCCUGAGGCUAUUGAGAUGAAGAUGGGCUGUGAGACUGCUCCAUAUCAGUGGGGGAGAGGACAGUCAGUGCAGGUUCCUGGGGCUCUGGGACAAGAGGCAGUCUGUGGGGAUACCCCAGGCUUAUGGAGAAGGGGACAGGCUACAGAGAACCUUGAUGCUGUGAUGGUACCCAGAGCUGUGGAGGAGGAAACUACAUCUGUGUGUGCUCCAGGCAUGUGGCAAAGGAGACAAGAGGUAGAAGGUAUAAGCUCUGAAGCUCUCCCUGGCGUAUGGGGCACAGGACAGCUUGUAGGGGUGCCUUGUGCUACUACUAAAGAGGAAACUAGAUGUGGGGGUGAUCUAGGAAUCAGGGAAAAGGGACAGGAUAUGUGGGUAGAGAUGGGCUCUGGUGGUGACCCAGUGUCACGGGAAGCUGCACGGGCUGUAGAACCAUCUGGCCUUGGGGAGCAGGAGGCAAGUUCUCAGCAGGUACCCCAGGACCUGUGGGGUAUAGAACAGGCCAUGGGGAUACCCAGGACUUUGGGGAAGGAGACAGACUAUGUGAGUGUCCCAGGGCUGUGGGGAACAGGACAGCUGCCAGGGGUGUCCCAGGCUCUGGUGCUACCUGAAGCCAGGGAUGAAGACACCAGCUAUGGUGGUGGCCCAGACUUGUGGGAGAGGCAACAGGUUCUGGGAACUCCUCUGGCUGAGUUGGUGGAAGAGACACACAGUGGGAAUGUCCUGAGCCUGUGGGAAAGGAGGCAAGCCAUGGGGGAACAGGAGGCUUUGGUGCCUGGAGCUUUAGGGGCAGCUGGGCCAAUGGUUGAAGAGGCAGGCUAUGGAAUGGUCUCAUGUCUCUGUGGGAGAAGGCAGGCUCUUGGAGUAUCUGAGACGGUGAGGAUGCCCAAGGCAGCAGAUGUGGCCAGGCACAGGUCUUCCCCAGCAGGGGUACCCACAGCUCUGGGUGCACCUAGGUCUGGAAGGGUGCCUGCUGCUGUGUGGGUGUCUGGACCCAUGUGUCAGGAGAGCAGCUCUAGAGAUAUUUUGAACCUGUGGGAAGGAGCUCAUGCUGUCGGAAUAUCUGGGGAUUCAGGGGGGACUCUGGCUCCUGAGGAGCUGUGGUCUGUGGGAGAGGAUCCUAGUUCUGGAGCUUUCCCAGGUUCCCAGGGAAGCAGACAGGCUCUCAGGGUUCCAGUGGCUCCUGAGGCACCUGGUCCUCUGGAUGUAGAGACUGGCUCUGGGGAUUUCUCAGGCUCACCAGAAAGGAGACACAUUGUAGGAAUACCUGUGACUCUGGAUGUAUUCCCAGCCGGUGGGAGACGUGUGGCUUCCAGGGUGCCUAGGCCUGUGUGGGAAGAAACUGGCUCUGGAAGUGGCUCAGGCUUGUGCCAGGAGAGACAGGCAGAUGCCAAAAGUUCCACAAGGAUGGGGGUGUCCACUUAUGCCAGGAUGCCUGGGCCCAUGGGAGAGAUGACUGGUUCUGGGUGCAUCUCAGCCUUGUCAGGAAGCAGGCAGACUACAGGGAUGUCCAUGGCUGUGGGACUGUCUGAGCCCAUGGUGGAGGAGACACUCUCUGAGGGUGUCUUGGGCUUCUCAGGAAAAAGGCAGACUUCUGGGAUGCCUGUGGCUGCUAGACUUUCCAUGGCCAUGGGAGAGCCCACAGCUUCUAGUGUCCAUAGGCCCCGGAUGGUGAGGGAAAGUACCUUUGGGGAUGGCUCAGGCACAUGGAGAAGGAGACACACCACUGAGGCUCCUGCUGCUGCCAAGGGUCCUGGAUCUGUGGAGGAGGAGACAGGCUCUGAAGAUGUCUCAUGCCUGUGGAAAAGGCACAGUGGACCCUCCUCUGAGGCUUCGAGGAUGCCAGUGCCACUGGGGAGGGUUGGAGCUGUAGGAGUUCCCAUGGCAGGGUGUGUGCCUGCUGCAGUCGAGGUGACUGGGUCCUCGGGAGAAGUAGAUGUGGGUAUCUCAGGCCUGACCGAAGUGAACAGACAGUCCACAGAGAGAGCUGAGCCUUCAAGGGAGCAGACAGGAGGUAGGAAUGUCCUGGGAAUGGUAGGAAGGGGCCAGGCUGUGGGGGUGUCUUAUACCUGUGGCCCUGGUGCCAGGUUCUGGAGCUGUCGACCGUCUGUGGGGGAAGAAACAGCCCACGAGAAUGUUCCCAGAGUGUCUGGGUUAAGAAUGGCUGUGGCAGUGCCCCCAGUUGCAAGGGAGGAAGUAGGCCCCAGUCAUUUUAGAGAGCACCCACAGCAGAGUGGGAGGAGGCAGGUCAGAGAAGUGUCUGCAAUCAGAGUGAGGGGGAAUGAUUUGACAGAGAAUUGUGUGGGGGAGGAUGGAUUGAGAGAGGUGUAGGGAACAAGUUGGGGGUGUCCUGGGGGCUCUGUGGGAGGGAACAGGCUGGGGGUAUGUUGUCCUGAAUUGUGGGUGAAGGGACAGGUUGUAGAGAUGUCAGGAUGGGGGGAAGUACUUUGUGGAUAUCUCCCAGAGUAUGUAGGGUGACAAACUGGGAGGCUUCUUGGAACAGUCGGGAAAUGGGCUAACUGCAAGAAGGGGUAUCCCAGGAUUUUGUAUAAGGGAACAGUUGGGGUGGGUGUGUCCCUGGACUCUGUGUACAGUGUGUGUGUGUGUGUGUGUGUGUGUGUGUGUGUGUGUGUGAUCGCUUGAGGUAUUUAGGAACUCUGGGGACGUGUAGUUUUUUCCUGCUGGAGAAUGGCCUUUUGGGCCUUUUGCAUAUGGAAGCAUCCUGGGGGAAAGUACUGGCUACAUAAAAGUUGAAGAUGCUCUGCCCUCACAUUGACAGCCUAUUCUGCAGCUUCAGCCCCUGACCUGUGGUGAUGUCAAGCCAGUUGGGAUUGCCUCCCUUAUGUGGUUCCUCCCAUCUGCUUUUUCCAUCUAGUCUUGUAGUCUUAAGAAUAAGGAAUAUUGGACAGCUGUCUUUAGGUUCCUACAGAUAACUCUAUCUUUAAGCAAUCCAGUCUGCAAAGCUUGGAUUUAUUCAAAGGCUUAAGUUAGGAAUUUUUCAACUUUGAAUUUCCCAGUUGAUUUACUAUAGGAUUCUUUGAGAGAACAAAUUCUCCAGUGUAUUUAAAACUAGUCUGUUCUCAGAAAAUCAGCUUAACUCUACAAAUGUUGAAUUAAAUUGUCUACUAUGCUCAGAGUACUGUGUUGUGGGAAAUUGAUGAGCAAGACAAGGCCCUUAACCCUCAAGGAACCUUGUCUCACUGGCAAGAUGAGACAUAUUCCUGCGAAAUAGGAAUGGUGUCAGUGAAUACUUACUUGCCUGAUGAGGUCUUUGCUGUUAUUCUACACUAUCUGACAUGAUGGGACUGAGCCAGCCAGCUUCCACCUGUGUCCACCUCACAUCCUGUACCCAAGUAGAUGGGACAAGUGACCCCAGGAAACUUCAGACUCAGAACCAGCUGCAGUUUAAUAGGAAUGUUCCUACACAUCCGAACAACUUGGCAAUCCGAUAUUCUUGCCCACAUGCAAUUAGAAUUGAAAAACUGAAGCACUCGUAUAAUGAAUCAUAUUGUAAAGACUCAGAUUUUAGAGUUGGCCCUGACCUAAGCAGUUCUGUUUCAUUUUCUGUAAUAUCAGAAGAGAAACUUAGCUAUGCAGUCCACCUAGCCAAAAGAGAUGUAAAACGAAGACAAUUUGAAGAACUUAUAAAAGAACAUUAUCCCAGAAGUCAGCCCCAAAGUUCUCAGAAAUGUGGACAUACCAAAUAUAAAAUAUCUGACCGGAUAGAAAGGAAAGACUCAAAGAAUCAAGAAAUCCAUCAGUGUAGCCACCAGCCAUCUGAAAUAGGAAUUUCCAGCUCAGGUGCCAAAGUAUAUGUGUACACAUCUCAUCAUGGACAGCCAGAUCUUACCAUGCCAAAUUUGCCACCUACCCGUGAUCCAGGACCACAUCCACAGCCCAGGAUAAGUGACCACAAAAACUUAUGUGAACAGAAAAGCCUGCUAGAAGUUCAGCGACUCCAGAAAGAAUUGAGCAGUUGCAUCCAUAAAAUUGAAGAGGUAACUAAAAAAGAUAGACUAGAAGAAGCUUUGGAUCCAGAUGAAGAGCAGCGGAUCCGUGUCAGGAGACAGGAGCAGACUAUUCGCUGUGCCCGGAUGCUUUAUGUCCUCCAGCAGCAGGUAAAAGAAAUCCAGGAAGAAUUGGAUAAGUUGAGUCCACAUAAAACUAAACACACCAAGAAGUCAUGGGCAGUGUCUAGGCUGGCGGCUGCCCAUCGAGGAGCUAUUCGUGCCUUACAGAUGUUUGUCACUCAAUUUACUGACCGAGGGGAGCAGCCGAUUCCUGCUCGGUGUAGGGAACUGGGCAGCCUUAUUCGUCAGCUUUCACUUUGUUCUGCCAAGCUGGAUGCCAACCCUUCCAUCCCUGAUGUGGUUAUAGAUAUCCUGCAACAAAUCGAGGCUUUGGAAUCUCUUCUGGAAAAGAAGCUGUCACCAAAAAAGGUGAAAAAAUGUUUCAGUGAAAUUCAGAGCCGAUUUCCUGUUGGUAGCCAAAGGACCCUAGAAACAUGGCCAAGGACAUUGCCAAAAAGUGAGAGGACACUCUGUGUAGCAAAGGAGACAUUUCCACAGGAAGCAAGUCGACCUUCAGUGGCAAAGAAGCUUCUUGUUGAUAUGCAUCAGCCUGAUGCAGAGCUUCCAGUGACCCAGAGGUUGGAGAGCGAGCUUAAUGGGUUAGAUGUGGAUGUCCUUCCAGAAGAAGCGCCACUUACUCCAGACCAAACUGUAAACUCCAAAGAUGAGGCAUUAGCCCUGACAAAAACAGGAGCAAUGAAGAAGAAACCUAAGACAGAGAAUGUGCCAUUUAGGAAGAAAGAUGCUCUGGAGCCAGCAAGUCUACAGCAAGGACUGCACAAAGCUGAAAAAACUAGACCAAGCCAACCUCACAGCAAGAACAGGUUGCAUCAGACUACAGUUUCAUCCAGAUUAAAAAUGAACCGACAGCCUGUGAGAGACCAUAGGGCUCCUUGGAUACCCUCAAACCCCACCUCUCCACCAGCGUCUCCUAAAUGUGCUGCAUGGCUAAAGGUGAAAUGUAGCCCCAGAGAUCCCACAAAAGAACAUUUUCUCCAAGAAGAAGGUGCUCUAGAGGAAAGUCAGCUGAGGGGUACCAUUGAGCAUGAGGCAGCCAGGCUCACUUGGCUUGAUGCUGAGUCUCCUAAAAGACUGAAGGAACUAGAAGACUUAAAAGCCAAAGAAAUGGACAGACGGCAAAAACAGAGUGUCUCUGACACCCAGUUAGCAGACAAGGUAGAGGCAGCAGUUCUAGAGCGUUUGAAGCCCCUCUUGGUCAAGGCCCAGAGAGUUAAUUCUUCUGUGGAAGCAAAUACCCAUUUGAAAGAUCGUCCAUCAUUGAACACAGCAGCAGCCCAGCCCACAGAGCAGGAUACUGCAGUUAAUUCUGAAUGCAACAAUAUUCAUCGGCUGAAUGACUUUUUGGAAGAUACUGCUCAUGAGCUCUGGGCUAUGACUCAUGAUAAGAACUUGGGAUCAGAAACCUUAUACACCCUAGGGGACAGCAAGGACAGCCCAAAUCUGGAGACCAUGAUGCUCCGAAUGGAGGAAAUGGAAAAAUACCAAGAGACAGUUCGCCAAAGAUACAGUAAAAUUGUAUAUGCUGAUCCUCAUUUAUGGAUGCAGGAAGAAAGAAAUGACCAGAAAACCCCAACAGUAAGUGAAAGGCCUCUGCCUCCUCCUCUAAUCAGGAUCACAAAGACAACAGUUGGCAAGGAUCCAGCCAUUACCAUCAUGUUAGAAAGGCCCUGCAAUGCCAGCUCCCUAGAAGAAAGUGUAGAAACAGAGAGAUCAGAGAGAAGAGAUACUCCCCUUCCCUCCGUUGCAGAAGACUCCCAGCAGAGAGAAGGCCAGGCUGCCCUGUUUGUCCCACGCAGCAUGAGGCACAGCAUUGGUGACUACUGUAGCCGGUUUGAGCAGUACCUCCGGCUCAUAUCUCAUGAGGCCGUAGGCUCCUUCGACCCAUGGCUAAUAGCUGAAAGCUUUUCCGAAGAGCUGGUAGAUGAAGCCCUGGGGGACGUGGCCGCAGAACUUCAGGAUGCAUGUGAAGACUACGCAGAAGCUGUGUUCACCUCAGAAUUCCUAGAGGCUGCUGCAUAAAGGCUGUCAACACAAGGCCCUCCUGUCACACUGGAGAAGGGACACACCACUCUGCUGAGGCCAGAGGAAACCUUUGUCCUCAGCUGUCUGUCAGGCCCAGAAGGUGGUGCCCUCAGAAGGAAAGAGAUGCCAGUGUGGUCUGUCUCACUGUGUCUUCUCUCAUUGUUACAGCAGUGCUUCUGGAAGCUUGUGAUGGGAUGUUUUAUUUUAUCAGUGCCCAGGAAAGAUGAAUCAAUUAUGACAAUAUAAUAUUUAUGAAAUGUAAAAUUUUCCUAUUGAAAUAUUAUGUUCAUUUCUCUGGCUUAGACUGGUGAUCAAAAUGUUUUGAAAGAUAAUAGAUAAACAUAUUUCACACAGGAUUCAAGGUGCUGUCAGACCACAGUGGCAGCAACACCAACACAAGUGCACUUCCUUUCCAGUCCCAGCACCUGGCUCCUGGUUUCCAUUUUUGGCUGGGUCCUAUCAGGACACCUGUCCCUUCUGGGUUGCAGAUGCACACAGAACACAGAGUUUAGUUCUGCUGCCAAACCUCUGCACUCACGCAGCUAAAAAUAGGAACCCACUGGUGCACAGUGAUACACACACCUUUCUUUAAGGUCUGGUCCCUGAAUGACUUUUCACAUUUUUAGUUCCUCAAAGUCUUAUUGCUGUGGGUUGACACAUUCUGGUAUAAAAAGCUUUCUCUGAAUUCAGAGGAAGAUAAAGGACAUUAGGAGAGGACCAGGCCUUCUCUUUUGCCCAGUAGAGGUAUGAAGCUUAUUCAUUCAGUCUCCCUAGAGACUAUCUCCUCACCACGGAGGACCCCCAGGUGAGAGGAGGGGUCAGAGCUAGGUGUCACAAAGACCUGUGGGACUCCCCAGAGAAAGGAAGACACUUAAUCAUGGCCACUCUGAUAUCUUAGAGGUCAUGGUGUCAAGGGAGAAGCCUCUGUUUUUAGAAACUGAAUUUAGAAAAAGAAAAAGAAUGUGCACAAAAAUAAGGCCCCUGCCUGGAAAAAGUUUCCCUUAAUUGUUUGCCAAGGCUUGGUGACAGAAAUGUGAAGAACAGACUGCACAAGACAGACCCCAGGGAAUAAUGGAAAUCUUGUUCUGACACAGUGUUGUCAUUUGGGAUUGUUCCUGAAGUACAGAUAUUUCAGGUGAUACUUUAAACUGCUUGAUUGUAUGUGUUUGUGCAAAAUUGAUUUUCAUUUAAUGUUUAUGUUUUCCCGCUUAGUUUUAUAGAACUUCAGGAUGUAAAGAGCUUUAAGAGAAUUAUAGGUCUUUAAUCUGUAGUUAAAUAUGUGUACUUGAACUGAGAAGAAACCUGUCAUUGUUAGUAAAAAGUAAUUUAUGUGGCAGUUCUUACUGUGCUGGUUUUUAAAAAAAUAAAUGUAAUAUUUUAAAGUAUGUA